AUGUCGCAGGCGGAGAAAGCCGAGAAGCUUCUCAAGGAUGCAGAGCUUGCUCAGCUCCACACGCAGACCGAUGUGUCCAUCAGGGAUGCCACGGCUGCAGCGGAUGUUUUCCGCAGCCUCGGAGAUCAUGCUAAGACAGCGGAAGCCAUGCGAAUUCUGAUUGCUGGAAAGCUCAGGAAAGCUGACGGCGCCAGACCGGUAGAGGCUUUGGACCUUGUCAACCAGGAGCUUGCACGAUUCCGUGAGCUGGGCAGCAGAAUAGGAGAGGCUUCAAUGAUGCUCUCGCUGGCGGAGAUCAACACGGACCGCCGCGGUACGCGAAAGAGGGAGGAAUCCUUGCAAAUGGGCCUGCAAGCUCUUGAGAUCUUCAAGGAGUUGGACAACAAGCGGCUACAAGUGUCAGCACUGCAGCACUUGUCCAAUGUGCACAUCAAAUUCUGCGACAAGGGCUGCGCUGGCAAAAGCGGUAGAGAGGCCACUAAAUAUGCUCAAGAAGCCUUGGCGCUGGCCAGGUCACUCCAGGGUGACCCGGUGCAAGACAAGCUCUACGAAGCCUCAGCGCUUCACAAUGUGGCUGUUGGGAAGUGGUACAGCGAGUGCCCCUUUAAGGAUGGCCUAAAGGCGGCCAAAGAAGCCCUAGCAAUCUUCCGACAGUUGGGCCUGAAGAAGUUUCAGGCUGCACAGCUGCAUUCCAUAGCAGACUGGCAUCAAAGACGAGGCAUUGGAAAGCAGGGCCUUCCAUAUGCGGAGGAGUCCUUGCAGAUCUUCCAAGACAUUGAGUCAGGGAAGGGAUGGGAAUCCGCUGCACUUUGUACGGUGGUGUCAGCUCUGAUGGACAAGGACGAUACUGCAGGUGCCCUAAAAGUGGCGCAAGAGGGGGUGGAAAAGUUCAGACAGAAAGGGGACAAGCAGGCGGAGGCCCAGGCCCUCGACUUGUUGGCUGGUGUCUAUUUGGCCAGCAACGAGAAAGAUGAGGCUCUCAAGUUGGCUGAGGAGUCGUUGGCACUUUUCAGAGAGGUGGGUGACAAGCGUGCAGAAUCCUAUGUUCUUCACACGGUCUCUCAGGUCCAGGCAAAGUCAGAGAACCAUGAGGAGGCGGUCAAGCUUGUGAAGGAGUCUCUGGUUUUGGCUGGUGAGCUGGGUGACACUCGUGAGCAGGCAAAAUGCCUGGCUCAGCUUUGCCGCAUGCACCUUUUGGCAAGAGAGUACAAAGAAGCCAUCGAGUUCGCUGAGGAAGCCCAGGUGGUCUUCCAAAAGAGCCAAGAUAAGUGUGGCGAGGGAGUAACGCUCCUGAACAAAGCCUCUGCUCACAUGGGCAUGGGAGAGAUCGAGAUCGCUUUGCAGGUGGCGGAGGAUGCCAAUGCGAUGUUCAUCCAGGAGGAGGACAAAAGGCAGGAGGCAACUGCACACCACUUUUUGUACGAGAUCCACACGCAGGCAGGCAACUACGAGGCGGCUCUUCGAGAAGCCAUCAUGGCCAGGACUAUGUUCCACAAGCUGGGUGAUCAGCGAGAGGAGGCCUCGAUGUGCCUGCGGGUAUCCUGUGCGCAUAUCCAGGUGCUGAACAAUAGCCGCAAUUUGGGCCGAAGAGAGACAAAGAAAGGUUGCGAUGGUGCAUUGAAAGCAGCUAAGGAAGCAGUCGCCAUUGCCAAGAAGUUUGAAAGGGAAAAGGCAUUCCUGGCAAACGCCUACAGCAUGAUGGGCCAAUGUCAGGGUAUGGUUGGAAAGAUGAAGGAGGGGCUGAAGUCGGCCAACGAGGCACUGAGGAUUUCUGAGGAGAGCAGCGACAGACGUGGUCAGGCCGCUGCCUUGGUGACUAUUGGCGAAAUCUACUCAAUGAACGGAAAGAAGGACGAAGCGAGAAAGUUCGCUCACAAGUCUUUGGACAUCGCUCAGAAGAUCAAUGAUCCUCAGAGCCAAGAUGCUGCACUGCAGCUCCUGGAACACCUGGAAGGCAAAGGGAAGGGCAAGCAGGACGACUAUGUCGAGGACACUGGUGCCAUGGCAGCGCCAGGUGGCGCAGAAGUCAGCACGGGCGCAAGUGAAAUUGGGCCAUAUAAGGGGCCCACAGUGGAUGCCCUGAUUCCUCGCAUCAAUGAGAUUGCAAUGCAGCUGGUGCAAACUGAUGAACUUCACCAGGACGCACCGCUCAUGGAUGCAGGUCUAGACAGUUUGUCCAUGGUACAGUUCAGGAAUGCUUUGCAGCAGCAGUUCCCAGGAGUACCUAUGCCUGCAUCGCUGAUCUUUGACAAUCCGUCUGUGCGAGCGCUUGGUCUCAACAUCCACGAGGAGCUUAAGUCAGCACAUGAAGCUGGACGGCCACUGGUUUGA
Molecule: messenger RNA, 2331 nt
Organism: Durusdinium trenchii
Lineage: Eukaryota; Dinophyceae; Suessiales; Symbiodiniaceae
Source: the annotation of a GenBank genome assembly